UCAAAUAUGGUUGCUGGAAACAAGAAAAAUAUUGCAAAUGAUGUAGUUUUAGUUAAAUUGUGUGCUAAUUUUUACUUGCGUUGGCAAUUAAAAUUGUGUAACGAAAAAGUUUAAGUGCAAAAGUUCGCAGAAAUCAAAUCGUAUUGAUUUGGAUGGCAAAACGGUGCGCGAUUUGUGAUGAUGUUUUCGUUGUUUUGAUCGGUAUCGCAAAACAGGAAAAGUAUCGAAUGAAUGUUGAUUGUUUCGGGCAGAUACAUUCGAAGUCAAAAUAUUCUCAAUACGUUAUCCGCAAUGUCGCCCUUAUGGACUGCUAGAUAUGAUUAUCAAGCUCAGGGUGACGAUGAGCUCUCAUUACGCGUUGGGCAAAUCGUUUAUGUCUUAUCGAUGGACAGCAGCAUCUCAGGUGAUGAGGGUUGGUGGACGGGUAAGAUUGGCGAUAGAGUUGGGAUUUUCCCAUCCAAUUUCGUCACGAACGAAGACCCAACUGUGCUCAAUGUGCAACCAGUGCAGAUCAAACACGAAGAGCUCGAUCUAAAGGAAGUAAUUGGCUUUGGAGGUUUCAGCAAAGUUCAUCGUGCGUUCUUAAAAGGUGAAGAAGUCGCUGUGAAGGUAUCUCGGCAGGAUGAAAAUAUUGACGUGACCCGACAAAAUGUGCUGCAAGAGGCCAAACUGUUUUGGUCCUUGAAACAUCCAAAUAUUGUGGCUCUGCGGGGGGUUUGUUUGGAUCAACGAAUAAUGUGUUUAGUGAUGGAGUAUGCUCAUGGUGGUUCACUGAAUCGGAUACUAGCUGGGAGAAAAAUUCCACCAGAUGUUUUGGUGGAUUGGGCUGUUCAGAUUGCUCGUGGGAUGAAAUACUUACAUUGUGAGGCACCCAUUUCCGUUAUUCAUAGAGAUCUGAAAAGUUCCAACGUGCUGAUCAGUGAUCCAAUUUCAAGUGAUAACCUCAGAAGUAAAACUCUAAAAAUAACCGAUUUUGGCUUGGCACGCGAGGCUUACAAAACCACGAGAAUGUCGGCGGCGGGUACAUUUGCUUGGAUGCCUCCGGAAGUAAUAAAAUCGGGCACAUAUUCAAAAGCUUCUGAUGUGUGGAGCUAUGGUGUUCUUUUGUGGGAAUUGCUAACGGGCGAAACGCCCUACAAAGGAUUUGAUUCACUGAUGGUCGCGUACGGGGUCGCUGUGAACACCCUUGCCUUGCCGAUACCUAAGACCUGCCCGGAAGCGUGGGGAAAGUUAAUGAAAUCCUGUUGGGAAUUGGACCCUCAUCGACGACCAUCGUUUAGAGAUAUUGAGAAAGGAUUGGAUAUUAUCACACGCUCAGGAUUUGCACAAGAACCCCAUGAAUCAUUCCACACGAUGCAGGACGGUUGGAAAAAGGAAAUCGCCGAAGUUCUUCAGGAACUACGUAAGAAAGAAAAGGCAUUUAAGUCUUUUGAAGAGGAAUUACGCAGCAAGGAGGAGGAACUCAGUCGAGUGCAACGUGAACAGCGUUGCAAAGAGGAAGAUCUGGCAAAGCGAGAACAGGAACUGGAUGCUCGUGAAAUCGAACUCUUGGGACGUGAGCUCAAUAUUAUUAUCACCCAAAAUACACCGACACCCAAGAAACGAAAGGGAAAAUUCAGUAAGAGUAAAUUAAAGUCAUUGAAACGAGAACCGGGGCAGAUAUCGUUUCCGUUCAAUUUUCGUCAAACGAUGACAGUACAACACAUCGCUAUUCGAGACGAAUCCCGACAACGAACCGAUACUCCACCCGGUUCACCCGCCACACGACUGAGAGCCAUAGCACUUCCGGCGGAUGGUAUGAAAGGUAAAACCUGGGGACCAUCGACUCUACAUCAGCGAGAGCGAGGUCAUUUGCCGGCACUGCGAACAACGGUCCGGACGCCGCAUUUCAGUAAAAGUGCCCCGAACCUGGACAAGACCCGCACCUUAGCGAUAUCCGCCAGUUCGUCGCGUAACGAAAUACUAGAUUACGACACCGAUGAGUGGUACCCGCCUAGUAUACCCGUUGUCGGUGACACGUCGUUGAGCUCUCCGUUAUGCACUAGUUUAACCAGAUUCAGUGGACUUCCCAGCACGAUUCCGAUGCCGACACUUUAUGCUUCCGAAGGGCAGCGCAAACCAAAGUUAUCGAUUAUAGAAUUAGUUUUGUACAAUAUUGCCUCGAUGCUGGCUGGUGUCGCAUCUGGGUAUGACGUUCGGAUAUCAAAUGUUUCACCCGUUCAUCCCAGGCUUCAUCCGCAAUCUGCGCUGAGUGAUGUAGAUCAGUCACAGUCUAGUCCUUACCGCAAUCUGCAUCAGCCACUGCUACAGAUGCCUCUACCUUUAGAUAAUAAUGUAGAUCAAGUGUAUUCGGAAGUAAAUAACGACCAGGUUUAUGUUCACAAUACCUAUCACGGACCGGUAAAACAGAGCAGGACGCCUUUGUCUUCGUUGAGCCCACGACAGGACGACCGACCGUUGCGUUAUACCGAUUCACCUCAACACUAUUUACCUUCAACGAUGUCGACAACCAGUGGGCUGGGAUCAAAUUACACGCCAUCUGGACCGAGCUCUUCGCUGAGCGGUGGUGCUGGUACACAACCACCCACACCCUCACCGCGGAGAAAAUCAAGCACCGCUUCCUUCAUUGAUUACGGAGAGCUGCCGGAAGAGCAGGAAAGUAGAGCCGGUCUCUACGUGCCUGGAGAUUAUACCAACUACCCUCAGCAGAACAGCAGCAUGAUUACAACCGGGACCAAUGCUGGAUAUUUUGGAUCCCAUUAUUUUCCUUAUCGGCCUGAAAUCAACUUUGCCUUCGAGCGCGACACUAAGUCAUACGGCGGUGAACCCGUGUAUGAAGAUCAUCACUACGAUAGUGCAUCUUACCACGAUUACGCCUAUGAAGGAGGGAUGACUAACCGGUUCAAUGCUCCACGUGUUCCUGCUAUGGGUGUCAACGCUGCUGGGCACAGGAGAACGCUAUCAAAUGCUUCGGGAACUACUAGUAAUAUAAACCAAGGGUUUCAUUUCGAUCAGGACGACGUUGAUCUAGUCGAUGAAGCUAUCUACGGGUUUGAUAAUUUUUAUAUAAAUCAGAGUGCUGUCAAAGUGCCCGAAAGUACCCAUGUACCUAAUCGGAUUCAUGAGUACGAAAACAUUCCAAACUAUUUUAAAAGGCAAACAAGUCUAAAUGCUGGUUAUUCCGGACACUUUGCAAAUGAUUUUGUAAAUAUUAGCAAUCAUGAACGGCCUAUUAGUAUAGGACUGGAACACGGAGGGUUAUCAACAUCAGGAACCGGAACGCAGGUAAAGUUGAGAUCUAGCUUAAAAAAACAUAACAACCAGCAGCAGCAACAAUCAUUACAACAGCAGACUCAAAAUAAAUAUAGCACCGGUUCAAGUGGUAGUUGUGGUACACCAAUGACAAAUCCAACACCACCAGAUAGUCUGACUAGUGAUGAUAGUUCAUACAUGAGUGCUAAGGAUAACUCAUCUUCUAUGUCGUCUCAAAGUCGUGUUCGAUUCACUCCAGAAUUGCUUUUGGAUAUGCAACAGCGGCAGUAUCAACCUCAGUCACAAGUAGGUCAUAGCUCUAUUAUUGAACUUAGCUCUCAUGUGCCACUUGGUCGCACAUCCUCCAGUGGUGGAAAUGUGGAGACAAAUUCUUCGAGUAAUGUAUCAAUCGCCACUGGGCGACACACGAAUGUAGGUGAAACAGGACAAUCCUAGCAGUACGUGAAAACCUAUAUGGUGUAACUUUCGAAUUUCUCUUCGGUGCACUUUUUGUUCCCCGCACUUUUUUCUUGCUAGGGUGAGGAAUCGUAAAAGUAUUGUGCAUUACGGAAGAGCGGCAGGUUAGCUUUUCCUAAAAUGUAUAAUGUUUUUUUGGUUUUUAUUGUAUAUUUGAAAAAAAAGCGUUAAUACUCAAAGAUAGCCAGUAUUAUUUCGGAAGUUAACAACUAUAAAUACUCAGAAUCAUUACCAUGUCACUUGUGCUUUGCGAGAUUUUAGAAACGUCUAGUAAUUGCAAUAAUUUCAAUUAUUUAAAUUUUGUGGUCUGUUAAAAAAUAGUAUUCGAAUUCAGCUAUAGAAAUUUUUGAAUGACGAUUUUCUUGUACGAAGCCAUGCAAAAAACAGCUAUGGAUCAUGGAUUUAAAUAGUCUUUAUUCGUGGUCGAGAUUCGAACAAACUGGCUUGUGAGACCAGUGCCUUACCUCCUUAAACCAUCGACCCGCACCAGGACAUUUUGUUCACAUCACGUAUUAAUGGACCAUGAUUCAUUUGUACGUCCCUAACUCACUGAAUGAUUUUUUUGCUCUGUUGAUCUCGUCAAGGGCCUCCCAUUGCCCUUCUGUAGAAACGGGCCUGGUGCACAUAAAAUUUCACUCGAAUGCGUUUUCUACAUUGUCCAUUGAAGAUGCUUUUAAUCUUUAGCACAAUUUCCUGGUAAUGCUACUACACAGCUCUGGUCUUGUUUGACUUUAGUAUUAUAAAUUCCAAAGUAUUAUGAACUCUCAUAUCAAAAGGCUGUUCAGCUGGUUUUCAACUUAUAGUUUAUAGAAUGCAAAAAUGUUAUCACGACAGAGCAGCGGUAAUUUACCGUAAAUUGGUUUUACAAUCGUGAUAAAAACGGUUUCGACAUCAGUUGAUAGAAAUGUCCUGUAUCUUUCACUACUGAACAUCCUUACUCUACUCUCAACAUUUGCGUUCGAAUAAUUCAUUCAACUGUGAACUUGCAGUUAAUUUUUAGUGCAUGGAGAAACUUUAUGUCUACUGUAACGAUUCCAUUGGUGCUAAAAUUUCUUCUAGGCCAAAGAUGAUUUAUGAAUAAAAUACUUUGACAUUUAAGUACACUUUUGAAGCUUCUUUUAAAAAAAAAAUUCAGCUGUUUUAUGAUGAUAACAGUUGGUAUACCCGUAAAAAGAACUUAUUGUGUUCUGAUCAGUGUACUGAAUUUCUAAUGUUUCUAUCAACACUAUUCGAGAUAACACCGUUGAUCCUAUUGUUAGAAAUAAAUUAUAUUUAAGACCUUAUAUAGACUUUCACUGACAUUCCCGAUAAAAAAUUUUCUAAUUCAUUAAAAACAGAAUUUCAAAAAUCAUUGGCCUAAAUUGCAGCUAAAUUGUUCAGUCAUCACACGAUUCCUUCAGCCUAAUGGCACCAAGAAACUCGUCCUACUUUUUAUUAUUCAGUCAAUCUAUAUUCUAUAUAAAAUCGUAAUCACAGUGGCUCUUCUUCACCCGUUGUCAACCUCUAAGCAAAUUGUUCUAGAUUGCGACAUAUAAGCCUAGAUUAGUAGUCAAAUUUUGUGUAGUACAAAGAGACGAACUUUGCAUGAACACCGACCGUACGUUUAGGCUAAACAUGUAUUGAUUAAAAAUAUCCUAAUUUCGUACUUGGAUCUGUCUCUUGCAAACUGAAUGACUAGCAGAAGGAUCAAAUAGGCAAUCAAAUGCUAUGGCAAUUACUAUACGUACGUAUAGGAAAAAGAGAAUGUAACUCUUAAUAGAUUUAUUGCAAUUUGCCAAUUUGUAGUUAGCUCUGCAGUAAUCGUACGUAUGAUAAAGGAAAAAACCAACUAUACCAAUCGAAAGAAUAGUGAAGCACCAUUUGUAAUUAGUUUCAUCCAAUUAAAUUCGGUUCUACAGUGUACUAAGUGAAAAAGAAUUGUGAACGCUAUAAGCUUUAGAAUGGAAUGAGAAGGUAGGAGGUCAAUGAAACAAAAAGGACUUACUCUAGUCGUAUAAGGUUUGAUAGUAGGAUUUUCGGGUUUUAAUUAAUUUAUAUUUAUUGUCUUUAAGAGAGCUAGGUCGGUAAUGUUUUAUACAGCAUUUAUAAUGCUUUUUCCGUUGCUUCGAUGAAAAUUUCAUUGUACGACAAAUAAAAAAAACGAAUAGAGGAAGGAUAUCAGGCAACCUCAGUAAUGGAUGCGAUUAUAGGAUCAUGUUAAGAGAGAAUGAGAAUAAAAUAAAUUGAUGAUAAAUUGUAUUCUUCGUG
Malaya genurostris is the source of this 5976-nucleotide messenger RNA. It is a transcript of the gene slpr, whose product is annotated as mitogen-activated protein kinase kinase kinase 11. Lineage: Eukaryota; Metazoa; Arthropoda; Insecta; Diptera; Culicidae. The record is from RefSeq and is a predicted model, not a curated record. Gene Ontology annotation, molecular function: JUN kinase kinase kinase activity; protein binding; ATP binding. The coding region runs from base 232 to 3708 and encodes 1158 amino acids. The transcript is spliced from 11 exons. Gene Ontology annotation, biological process: protein phosphorylation.